Messenger RNA from Equus caballus (horse), 2292 nucleotides. The record is from RefSeq and is a predicted model, not a curated record. NCBI's taxonomy places the organism in Eukaryota, Metazoa, Chordata, Mammalia, Perissodactyla, Equidae.
AACUCUAGUCGGAGGCUGCAGCACAGAGGCUGCUACUGCGGUGCCGCUGGCGUUUGCAGUGUGUUUUUGGAGCUACCAGUGAAGGACUUUGAUCUUUUUCUUGCUAUCUAUGGCUGCAAGUUAGCGAAGAGUCAGAUUUGUCUGCGGUUGUCCGGCUUACCAAAGGGUACACGAGUGCGUGUUUCAGGUGAGAAACCUGGAAAUGAGCCUGAAGAGGUGAAGCUGCAGAAUGCCAGCAAACAGAUUGUGCAGAAUGCCAUCCUGCAAGCUGUGCAGCAAGUCUCCCAGGAGAGUCAGCAGAGGGAAGAGAAAGGCAGUGGCAACCGGGGCAGCUUCCAGCUGGGUGUAGGGGAAUUAACCAAGAAGCAUGAAAAGAAGUAACGCAGUGGAUUCGGCUAUUGUCAUAUGCUUGGUUUCCAGCCUUCCUCUUAGUAUAGGAUGCGUCGCCAAAAUGUUGCCAGUAAAGCAAACCAAAGUGUCAUUGGCACCUAGCAGUAGAAUGAAGUCGCACUAGCCCUUGGCUGAGAAGCACUGUUGUGAAAAAGUGCAUUAGAUGAUUCUGUUUAUCUUAAUGCAGUGCCUCUGAAACAUAGUGGGGCCAAACAUGACACUGUAAUUGCAAAAGUAGUUUUGCAGCACCAUUUAUUUUUAAAGUUCUUUUUUAAAAAAUGAUCCUGUCUUGUUUAUUUACUUCUGCCUUUUAUGCAUUCUUUCUGUGAAUUUAACCAGCAGUCCUUUUUGCUGAAAUACUGAAUGCAGUACUGUGCUCUUUAUAAUAUUUUAAAAAUAUGUGCUGGAAAGGUGAAGGAAUGGAGUUUCACCACCUUCAAAUAUAGAAUUGGGGGCUUUUAUAAAGUAGGUCCGGGUCCAAGGUCAAAUUUAGCAAAGGCAAAUUCUAAGACCGAGUCCCUCAGGAUCUUCCCUGUAUUUAUAUUUAUUUAUUUAAGGCAUGUAUUUAUAUUACUUUUACGAGAGGAGGGGUUCAGGUUUUUAAGAACUCAGUCUGUUAGUCUCAAUUCUCUCAGUUGUUAAAUAGUUGGUGUUUCCUCCCUGUGCAGAAAUCCUUUGGAAAUAUUAUGGAUUUCUUUUUCCAUCUCAAGAUUAAAACAAGACAAGUGAAUCUAUAUGCACAAGUUGCCAAUGACUCAGGUCAUAGCAGCUCCGUGAAGAGCAACUAGAAUUGUAGAUUCCAUCCUGGAGAUUCACUAGGGUCUGAUUAUGGGAUGCAGUGUCCUUGGAAGGAGCUCUGGAGCCUUCUAAAUUUUAUGUUGCCAUCAGGCUAUGCAAUGCACUAGUACCAUGCUAACAGAAACUUUUCUUUUCCCAUCCAAAAAUUAGAAUUUUUUUUAGACUUUAAAAAUCAUAUAUAUCAGAAAGGAAUAACACUUAAAAUGGGAAAAUCACUAUCUCAACUCUUUGAAACAUGAAAAUACAGUAGGCACAAUAAAGUAACAGUGUUCUGAAUGCAGUCAUGGAAAUAUAUGUGUGCGUAUGAAUAAAGCCAUAUCUGUUGCAACAGUAUGACUUCUUCUCCGCUCCCAUGUGGAUAAUGUACAUCUUUCUGGGUCCUUAGAGUCCCACUUCACAAAAGUUAUUGCGUUGGUGCUACUGAGAACAGAGAAAGAAUUUGAACUUUUUUUGUUAAAAACCUUUUGGCUUCAGAAUAUCUAUGUCUAAAUGUGAUAGUUUUUUAAAAAGUAGAGUAUUGGCAUAUAAAGUGUGGCUGAUAUUAAGAUAUACUUCUAAAAUUCCAAUACGUUAUGCUUUACAGAAUGGAUACUAUUGAUAAAUGAAGAAAAACAGUUUCUUAUCAGCUCUUUUAGACUAUCUCAUACACGCACAGAUGGAAUAAAUUCAUAGGGAAAAUGGUGGCAGGAGGGAGCAGAUGGGUUAAAAUUUAAAUAUGGUUUAUUCAUAAAUUUUUUUUAGCAAACUCAUGAAAGUUGAAGAAUGAGUUUAAGUCAACCAGAAGUCAUAUAAUUGGUGUGAUAUAAUUGCACAGUGUAGACAGUUGGAAUGAAGGUAUUAAGGGAAAUUAUCCAGGAGUAUCCACAAAUAAAAAGAAUAAACCCAAAACUUGUAGUUUGCAAGUGAUCUGAUACUAUGUGUACUAAGAUGUCUGGAUAUAACCAGCCUUGGAUCUUGCUGUCAUAUGGCAGAAACACUUAAAUGUGCUGUCUUUCCUCUCUGAAGUGUCUGUGCUAAUACAAUGGGAGCCUUUGAGAACAUCUGAUUAACCUCUGUAUUUAAAUGUUAUUUAUAAAAAUAAAAGAUAUCCAGCUUUGAAAUAUG